GAAUGAAUGUUAUCCAGUCCAUCUUAUAACAUUCCGUUGUUACAAACUACCAAAGAUGGCCGUCUGUCGGCUCGAUCCUUGUGGAAUAAUUUGCAUUAUUAUUACUUAUGUUGCUGUAUUCUAUGCAGACUAUGUUGUUGUUAGGCAUCUUGUGAUACCCUCAAUGACCGAAUCGUUAUGGGGUGCAGUGUGUGUGGUGUUUUUCAAUACUAUAGUGUUCCUACUGACUGUUUCACAUCUUCGUGCAGUCAUGUCUGAUCCUGGAAUUGUUCCAAUACCAAAAACAAAUAUGGAUUUUUCUGAUAUUCAUUCAGAUACAUCUAAAAGAAAAACAAAUGAUGGAUGGACAGUGUGUAUGAAGUGUGAGACUUAUCGUCCACCUAGAGCCCAUCACUGUAGGGUCUGUCGCAGGUGUGUCAGGCGUAUGGAUCAUCACUGCCCUUGGAUAAACAAUUGUGUUGGUGAAUACAACCAAAGAUUUUUUAUUCAGUUUUUAUUUUAUGUUGGAUUGGCCAGUGUUUUUGCAAUAACAAUGGUGAUUGUUUCCUGGACAAUAGAGACAAAAGUCAGAAAAGAAAUUAAACAUGUUAAGCUAGUCCAUUCUGUGAUACUUGUAAUAGAAAGCAUUUUAUUUGGCCUUUUUGUCAUUGCCAUUGGUUGUGACCAGUUAUCAGCUAUACUAAAUGAUGAAACCGCUGUUGAACAUGUCAAAAAGGAAGGCUCAUACCGGGGUAAAAAGUCAAGACUUGUUUUGCUUCAAGAAGUAUUUGGAAGAGGUCAUCCACUAUUGUGGCUGUGGCCAUUCCAGACGGGCAGACAAAGGGACCCACAAGAUGCUAUCUUGUACAACGUAUGAUCUUUACUAGCCAGCAAUGCACAGAUUUCUACAAGCCAUUCCCAUGCUCUGCUAUUUAUCAUUCUUCAUCAUUGUAUCAUAUAGGUGCUUUUUUAUGAUGAUAAUAUGCUCAAAAUAAUUGCUAUAUUUUGUAAGAAGUAGUUACUCUCAUAUAUUAAGAAAUACACUUUUUCAUAUUAUUAGGCAAUGUCUAUUAAUUUUUAAAAUUGUAACUUGAGGGAUCUUUUAUUUAUUAUUAUGCAUCAUUAUAUUUUUAAGAAUUCCUACUUUAAACAUAGUUGUUUUCUGUUGGAUUUUCAAAAAAAAUUUGGCAUAUGACUUAAUAUUUUAUAGUUGUUGUUUUUUUUAUUCAGUUAUGGCAGCAAUUUUAUUUUGUAAAUAAUGUUCUUUUUAGAAUAAAAAAAGGUAAGAAAUGUUAGCAAAUCAGUACAUUAAAAAAUUAUGUAAAAAUAUUAUUUUCUAGAUAUUUGACGAAACAUUUACAAAGUAUUGCAGUAAUUGAACAAUCAAUUAUUCCAUGAACUUAAGUUUCAUUAUUGUCAGAUUUAUCUUUCAAAGUUAAAUUGAUGUAUACUUUUAUCCUAAUGUACAGACUUGACUAAGCAUCUUCUCUUUCUGGUCUUCUAUUUAUUCUUGUCUAUCUUAUAUUCAUGUUCUACAUAAUGUGUUUCUUCAUUUCAUCCAUGGUGUGUAUAUUUACUCCUGAGAUUCCAAUCUGUAAUUAUUACUAAAUGAAAUGUGAAUAGUUAGAUGUACAUUCGAAUUUGCCAUGAAUGAACUGAUGUGCUAUGUAAUUUAUGCCCCUUAUAUGUCCUAUGUUUAGAACUGUGAUAAUCCUAUUAUCACCAGUGAUUCAUUUAUAUCAACCAACCAGUUUUGGUCUUUACUCUUGGUUGAUUUUCAUGGUUUUAGGUUACUAAUAAUAAUUUUUUAAUUUAUAUUUUAGUUUGUUGGGUGUGCUCAAACUUUUAACUAAAUUUUGACCCAAUUCUACUUUGCAAAUUCUUUCACAUUUCACAAAUGAAAAGCAAGAAUAUCUAGCUCUUUACUGAAUCAUAUAUAGAUCUAUAUUAAGUUCAUCAUUAAAAUUUUAAAGAUUACAAAAUGCAAAAACAAAAGGGGAGAUAACUAAGGAUUUGUAAUUUGUAUAUAGUUGAAAAAUCGCAAAUCUACAACAAGCACUAAUGGAAGCGGUUUGUCGAUUAGGGUUUGAUCAUUAUUGUGGACAUGGAUAAUAAAUUUGGUUUUUUUUUUUUUAGAUUUUGCCAUCCAAGUGACAGUAAAAAACAUUUUAUUUUAAAAACUUAAACCAUGCACUAAUAGGAAUAAUUAUAUUAUUUCAUUUUGAAAACUCAUAACAAAUGUUAUACUUUUAAAAAAAAACACCUUCAAACAAGAUCAAAACAGUAGAGCGUAUACUGACUCUACUGACAGCUGCUUGGGCACUAUGCCCAGCCCCACAGCUGUGCUGGGGUCAGCCCCAUUGGCAAUGGUUCCAUGCUUUCCACUUCCGAUGUUUACACUUUGUUUUCAAAUAUCGUUCAAUAGUGAAUGUUAUUUUAUUGAGAUUAGAUUUCUUUAUGUCACCAUUCAAAAGUUUGACCUGAGUGACCUAGCUUUUUAGUUAUUAGCUUCUAAAUUGGGUAGGGAUGGUGCUAUAGCUAUAUAAUUUGGUUUUUUUAAUACUAGCUGAGAUAGCUAAAAUACUUUCACAUGUUUUGUGCUAAAUAAAUAAACAUUAUUUAAUACUUACGAGCCUAAACCUAUUUAUUUUAAAUAUAUUUACCUAAUCCUAAUCAAAUACCAAAUAUUGAAAUAAAAAUGUUAGUGGCUCUUUAAAAACUGGGAAAUUUUUAAAAUUAUAACUCAUGGCUCUCCUGCCUCGAAAGGUUGCUGACCCAUGCUAUUGCUCAAUUAAUUUUCAUCAAGCCUAGGUUUUAAUCUGAGGUUUUAUUUUCAUGAUACAAACAUUAACUGGCUGUACAGGAAGUCCGUAAUCGAUAUUCUGAAAACCCCACUUCAUAAAAAACUAAUUUGUGCUACUCAAAAAUUUAACAAUACACAUUUUAAAUACAAUUUGAAAUUUUAUAUCAGCUAAAACGAAUGCUGUGCUGAUUUUAUAUUGACCUAUUUUAUUUUAAUAUCUAGAUGAAAUACAUUUCAGUAUAUGCUUUUACUAUUGUAGCUUUUAAGGAAAUGUAUGUUUAUUUUCUUUUUUUUUACUGCAUUUAAAAGCUUGUAAUUAUGAAGGUUUUUUUUUUCAAAAUACCCUUAGAUUGAUUACUGUGUUUAUGAUCCUAAGCUAGAAAAUUAUGUUUAUUGUAAGUACAAUAUUCAUUGUAACUUCUUACUUUUAACAAGGAAGAAUUGAAAUGGAGCACCAAAUCAAAUCUACUCUUUUAUUUGAAGUGCAAUAUUUCAGUCACCAUCUAGUGUAGUUCCCUUAAUGAUUUCCCAGAAAGAAAAAAAACACAUUCCACUUGAAAAAAUAUACCGGUUUUCUGCUAAAUAAAAUUACUUGUAAGAUAAAAAAAAUUAAUUGUAUUUAUUCCCAAAGCAUUCAUUUGUUUAGAUUAUCUAGUGUAGGAUAAACUUCUGUAGUAAUUGCUUUACUUCUGGUUUACGUUAAACAAUUUUCAUUUUUUAUCACUGAAUUCCUUCAAAGUGUGAUUGAUCCUUGAGUAAGUUAUUUUUUUAUUAUAGUUCUAGAUAUUUUUUUCAUUUUAAAUCUAGAUUUGGCCUUUUGUAAAUUCUCUGAAACAUUGUAGGCUAUACUUGGUUAUGUCUCCUGUAAGAUAUGUAUGGUUCUUGAUGACCAGAACAAUGGCAUAAAAUGUCACUGUAGUGCUAAAAAGUAGUCAAGUUUUGUCCUGUUAAAUGUAGUUUUUUUUUUUAUCAGGUAUAAACAAUUGUUAAAGGCUGCUACAUAUUACAAGUUUGGAAGUGUCACAAUAGUGACUGAUCAAAAUAGUCAAAUGAUUAUUAAGCAUUGGAUUAUUUAACUCAUGAUUUGAAAUCUGAUCAAUACAUGUUUGGGUGGAUGUGCCAAAACUUUUUCUCUUUAAAUUAGGUGCUUAGAUGUUUAUCUGUUGUUCAAUGAUUCUCUGGGCUGAGGUUUUGUUUACAGUUAAAAUAAUUGUUCAGGAAAACCUACAACCUCAGUGUCAUACGCAACAACAUAAUAAUGUAUCCCUGUGUUCUUCAACAGUAAUAAUUUAUAAGUAUUUUUUAUAUAAUAUGCUUUUUAUGGUACUAUGUAUAAAUGUGUUUAUUUUUUUAUUUGUAAAUAAAAUGGAUGACUGGAC
Molecule: messenger RNA, 4161 nt
Organism: Physella acuta
Lineage: Eukaryota; Metazoa; Mollusca; Gastropoda; Physidae
Product: palmitoyltransferase ZDHHC3
Molecular function (GO): palmitoyltransferase activity
Source: RefSeq, a predicted model, not a curated record